Molecule: messenger RNA, 471 nt
Organism: Sphaerodactylus townsendi
Lineage: Eukaryota; Metazoa; Chordata; Lepidosauria; Squamata; Sphaerodactylidae
Product: clarin-2-like
Exons: 2
Coding region: 1-321 (106 amino acids)
Source: RefSeq, a predicted model, not a curated record
AUGCAGCAAGUGUUCGGGGGGAUCAGGGCUCAUGUGGUCUCCACAAGGGAGAUCGGGGGCUUUGCGGUCCUGGCGGCGACAAGCUUCACGGCCGCGGUAAAACUGCACCACCUCACCGAAAGGAUUGCCAAUUUCCGAGAAAACAUCUUCCACUUUGUCAUCUUGGAAGAACAGUACGAAGACUCCUUUUGGCUUUGCGUGGCCAGCGCGGCCGUCCACGGGGCGAAUCUGCUGCUGGUUCCCGUUAGCUGGAUCCGCUUCCCUGCUCUGAAGACGAAGACAGAAGAAGCAAAUGCCACGGCAGAGGACAUCAUGUACUAGCCACCGAUCCGGCAGAGGGCUUCUUACAUGUUGGACUGGCGGCGCUAGAAUGGCACAAUGAUGCCAUCUGCAAGCAGGAACAUUGGCAAGGAGAUCUCGUUGUCGAGGAAGAAUAGGUUGGUCAGUUGAGUCCAGAGCCACGAGUCCAAC